UCUUCAAUUUAUUUUUGCUUGUUUAAUUCUGAGUUGCUGAGUUAGGUUUAAUUCUGAGUUGCUGGGUUUAAGUUUGUGUUGCUGAGUAAAUAAUAAUGAUUUUGUUGAUGUUUGUUUAUUCUGAGUUGCUGAUUUUCUGAAAUGUUGUUGCUGAUUAUGGGAAAUGAAAGAUGUUGCUGAUUUUCUGAUGGUCUUGUUUAAUUCUGAGUUCCGGAGUUAGGUUUAAUUGUAAGUUGCUGGGCUUAAGUUUGAGUUGUUGAGUUAAUAAUAAUGAUUUUGUUGAUGUUUGCUUAUCCUGAGUUGCUGAUUUUUUGAAAUUUUGUUACUGAUUAUGGGAAAUGAAUGAUGUUGUUGCUGAUUUUCUGAUGGUCUUGUUUAAUUCUAAGUUGCUGAGGUAGGUUCAAUUGUGAGUUGCUGGGCUUAAGUUUGAGUUGCUGAGUUAAUAAUAAUAAUUUUGUUGAUAUUUGCUUAUUCUGAGUUGCUGAUUUUCUGAAAUGUUGUUGCUGAUCAUGGGAAAUGAACGAUGUUGUUGUUGAUUUUCUGAUGGUUAAAUAUUGUUGGCUGUAUGUUAAACAUUAUGUUUGUCAUUUACUGAAUGAUUUGACUGUUUGAAGUUGUUUAUGAGCUUUUAUUGAUAAAUUAUUGAUAAUUUAUUAGGUGAAAGUGAAAUUCUAAAUUUUAUUAGGUUAAAAAUGAUUGCAUUUAAAUAUUUGGAAUUAUAUGUUGAAUUUUUAAUAAUUUUAUUUAAUAUUUAAUUAAACCGGUUGAAUUCUGGUUGAACUUACCAGUGAAUUAGUCACUUUCCCGGUUCAUUGGCCGGUCCGGUUAUCACAACCUUGAAAAGAGCGAAACAAAGGGUCAAAUAAAAUUGGUAAAUUGCAAAUAACAGAAUUCUCUAUAUUCAUAGUGUUUAUUUGUUUGUUUAUUUAUUUAUUUAUUAUUAUUUAUAUUCAUAGUGUUUAUGUAUUAUUAUAUAUUUUCUAACUUCUAAAAACGGAAUCAAACUUGCCAAUUCAACUCGAUAAAAUGGAAUCAAGCCUCUAACCGGUCUUAUUGAAACAAGUCUUAUUGAAAUAAAGAAUCGAUAAAAAAAUUGGUACAAAAAUCAGCAAAAUGGGUGAAAAUGUUGAAUCAGAUCGUUUUUAUUGAAAAAAUCGGUUAAAAAAAAUAAUUUUUUCUAAAAUUACUUUUUUGAAAAAUAUAUUAUAUGAAAAAGAAGAAAGUUUUAAAUCUCUUUAUAUUCAAAUUUCCAGAAAUCUUGUGAAAUUGGCAAAUUGCUUUUGUAACAAGUUAGGAUCAAUUUAUCAAAAUUGGCAUCUGAUCUUGUCAUUCCUGUGAGUAUUUGAUCACUGGUUUAACCAAUAAAUUAGUUGCUGAAUCACAGUAUUAUAAUUACAUAAAUAUAUAAAAUUAUUACAAAAAUAAUUAAAAUAAUUAAUGCAAUUUGUCUUCAACAAUUUACAUUAAUCAAGUAUCAAUUUUCGUAACAAUUAAACUUUGCACAACUAAAUCAACCAAUCAACUCAUUAACUAAAUCAACCAAUUAAUGGCUCGGCCCGGAUAGCACUGGGUAACAAGGUUUCCGGUCUCACCGGAUGAAUCGAACCAGCUUUGGCAUGAGAUCUCGUUCUGCUGUGUUUAUAGUUUGCUUUUCCUGUCUUGAUCGGCAAUAUUUUAUUGUUUAUAGUGUGUAGCUGAGAUGCGAGUCUGAGACUGUUCAGUUUCUAAUUUUGGAUUCGAUGCAAGCAACUAAACCGUAUUCUGUAGAUUACAAUGUAAUUAGCUUUCAUUUUAUUUGCUUCAUAUUAAGAGAUUAGGGUAUUGAUCCUAACUCAUUACAAAAGCAAUUUGCCAAUUUCACAAGAUUUCUGAAAAUUUGAAUAUAAAGAGAUUUAAAAAUUUCUCUUUUUUUUCAUAUAAUAUAUUUUUCAAAAAAGUAAUUUUAGAAAAAAUUAAUUUUUUAACCAAUUUUUUCAAUAAAAAAUGAUCUGGUUCAACAAAUUCACCCAUUUUGGCGAUUUUUGUACCAAUUUUUUGUAUCAAUUUUUUGUUUCAAUAAGACCGGUUAGAUGUUUGAUUCCAUUUUAUCGAGUUGAAUUGGCCAGUUCCAUUCCGUUUUUUGAAGUUAGAACCAUGCAAUUUCAUCCGAAUGAUUGCAAUUUAGCUAUGAGAAUAGAAUCACAUUGAACUAGCUAGUUUGAUCGGGGUAACGGAAAACCUGUGUUGAGUCUUGAUUUAGUCCAAUCCUCGUUUGAUCGUACUCCGUGCCUGGUCAUUGUUGUUCGAAUCUUGGCUUGUUUUGGAUCAAGGUACAAAUCAAUUGUGAGCGAAGUGGUCAAAAAUUGAAGGAACUUAUAAAUUAAUAAAUUUUUUAGCUGUUAAUCCAUUUAAAAUAAUUAAAUACAAAAAAUUAAUUUUUUAAAUAUAUAUUAUUUUAUUUUAUUUUAUUCAAUUCUAAUUAAAAAAUAUAAAUUAAUUUAACUUUACAAAAUAAAUAAAAAUAUAUAAUAAAAAAAUUAAACAAACAAAUAAACACUAUGAAUAUAAGUUUUGUACAGAGAAUGUAGAAUUUUUUAAUUUCUUUAUUAUUUUAUGUUUUUGUUAUUUGCAAUUCACCCAUUUUAUUUGAUCCUUUAUUUCGCUCUUUUCUGGGUGGAAGAUUCCUAAUUUCCUAUCUAAUAUGGGAUGGUUAACAGAAAAUAUAUAAGCAAAAGCCUAGAAAUAAAAUUGAAUAGGAUCAAAACAUCAUCCUUAUUGGGCAUAAAUCUAUUCAUGAAUAUAAAAUAAAGAAGAAAAUUGGAUUUUGCGGAGACCAUACUCUAAAUUUUGUAGACACAGACAAAGCAUGAACAGUUAAACACGUUUAUUUUUUUUUUUCCAAGUAUAUUCCAGCUUCUUAAAGCUAAUUCAAUUCUCUUAUCUCACAGCAAUUUUUUCUGAUACUAUAAUCAUGUAUUUGAGAGAUGGGUGUUCCUUGUUGUUAAAAGUGCGCAAGCCUUCAAUUCCCUUGGUGCUUAACACGAACCCAAUUUUCAAUCUUGAAAGUAAUUCCCAACCCCAACCCACUAAUGCUCCUCCUGUUGAAGAGUUCCAUGUAUUGAAGAGAUUGAAACAUGAGAGAGAUAUUGGUUUGGCGCUUGAAUAUUUCAAGUCUUUGGCCAAUUCUGGAGCUUUCAAGCAUACUCAAUUUACAUAUCAGCUCAUGAUUGAGAAGCUUGGGAGAAACUGUGAAAUGGAUGGUGUUCAGUAUCUAUUGCAGCAGAUGAAGCUUGAAGGUGUGGCUUGCUCUGAAGAUUUGUUCAUAUGUGUGAUGAAUUCAUAUAGGAGAGCAGGGUUGGCUGAUCAAGCUUUAAAGAUGUUUUAUAGGAUACGGGAAUUCGGGUGCAAGCCCACAGUUAAGAUAUACAAUCACCUUUUAGAUGCAUUGCUUGGUGAAAAUAGGUUUCAGAUGAUUAGUCCUGUGUAUAACAACAUGAAGGGUGAAGGGUUGGAACCAAAUGGGUUCACAUAUAACAUGCUUCUCAAGGCAUUAUGUAAGAAUGGGAAGGUGGAUGGUGCCUGCAAGCUGCUUGAAGAAAUGUCGAAUAAGGGUUGUCCUCCAGAUGCUGUGAGUUACACUACUAUAGUGUCUUCUGUAUGUAAACUUGGUCAAGUAGAGAAGGCAAAGGAGCUAGCCAAGGGGUUUGCUCCUGUAGUACCUGUCUACAAUGCUUUGAUCAAUGGCUUUUGCAAAGAAUACAAAAUAAAGGAGGCAUUUGGUUUGUUGAAUGAGAUGGUGUUUAAGGGCAUUGAUCCAAAUGUUAUCAGUUAUUCUACUAUUAUCAGUUGUCUUUCUGAUAUGGGAAAUAUUGACUUGUCUGUUGCUGCUUUUGCACAAAUGCUUAAGAGAGGAUGCAGCCCUAAUAUUCAUACUUAUUCUUCGCUCAUAAAAGGCUAUUUAUUGGGAGGGAAACUUGGUGAAGCUCUUGAAUUGUGGAACCUUAUGAUUAUGGAGGGAGUUAAGCCGAAUGUUGUUUCAUACAAUGCCCUCAUACACGGUUUGUGCUGCAUUGGGAAUAUGGCUGAUGCCAUAUCUAUUUGUAAUCAGAUGGAGAGAAGCUCUUGCAGUCCAAAUGUGACCACAUAUAGCACUUUAAUAUCCGGUUUCGCAAAAGCUGGGGACUUGCUAGGUGCCUCUGCAAUAUGGAACAAGAUGAUAAAUUGCGGUUGCCAUCCUAAUGUUGUGGUAUACACCACUAUGGUGGAUGCUCUUUGUCAAAUGUCUAUGUUUAACCAAGUUCAUCGUCUCAUUGAAAAUAUGGUUGCUGAUGGUUGCCCACCAAAUGUUGUCACAUUCAACACAUUGAUCAAGGGCUUGUGUGCUAACGGAAGAGUAGAAGGGGCCAUGAGUGUACUUCAUCAGAUGGAGAAAUAUGAUUGUUUGCCUAAUAUUAGAACAUAUAAUGAGUUGUUGGAUGGUCUUUUUAGGGUGAACAGAUUCAGAGAAGCUUGUGGACUUAUAAAGGAUAUUGAAGAUAGGAAUGUGGAACUAAAUACAGUUACUUACAACAUUAUUAUGCAUGGGUUUUCUUCUGUUGGGAUGCAAGAACGGGUUUUCCAAAUUCUGGCAAAAAUGUUGGUGAAUGGAGUAAAUCCCGACGCCAUUACAGUCAAUAUAAUUAUUCAUGCAUAUAGUAAGUUGGGUAAGGUUAGAACUGCCAUGCAAAUUUUGGAUAAAUAUACUGAAGAAAAGGAGUUGUAUCCAGACUGGUUAGGCACUGAAGAAGCCAUUGUGUAUCUUCAUAAUAAGAUGUUGAGUAAAGGAAUCUUUCCCAAUGUUGCCACUUGGGAUGUGUUAAUUCGAGGUUUCUUUAACAACUUGGGUCAUAUGGGACCAACACGUAUCUUGGAUGAUAUCUUGGGAAAUGGAUGACAAGCAAUUUUCAGAUUCUUUAAUGAUUGAAUAAUGAUGGCCUUAAAUUAUGGUAUUCACCCGCCUACUAAGAUUCCUAUUCCAGUCCCGCCAUCUCCAUCAGCAAAGGGCGAUGAGCCACAGAGACGACCUCUACAGCUAAGUGAGCAAGGCCAAGUCCUUGAGAUUGCCAUUGAAACCGCUGCAAAUGCUGUUCUAGAUCUUAAGGAUAGCCUAAAUGAUUGGGACAGUAAAGUUGGUGAUGGUGACUGGAUCAACUGAGUC
Arachis duranensis is the source of this 5176-nucleotide messenger RNA. RefSeq names its product pentatricopeptide repeat-containing protein At3g48810. Lineage: Eukaryota; Viridiplantae; Streptophyta; Magnoliopsida; Fabales; Fabaceae. The record is from RefSeq and is a predicted model, not a curated record. The transcript is spliced from 3 exons. The coding region runs from base 2951 to 4912 and encodes 653 amino acids. Gene Ontology annotation, molecular function: protein binding.